CUUACAGUCAGUGGUAUUGAAUUGUCUUAAUCUUUCAGUUUGAAGUAGCUUAAAGGAACCAACAAUGGCAGAUAAAGAAAUGGCCUUCUGUGACGACUACGCUAAAGAUUUUGAUCCAGAAUAUUACAUGCAAGUAUUCGAAGACCCAGAGCCCAGCCCUAUCCUUGCGAACCUAAUGUCAUUCAUAUUGACCAAUUAUCACAAAGCGUUUAACUCAGGUGCUGUCAAAGGGAAAACGCUCUUGGAUAUUGGGACAGGUCCAACAAUAUACAGUGUCAUCAGCUCAGCACAACAUUGUGACAACAUCUUCUUGUCAGACUUCUGCCAGAGUAACAAUGACAUCUUAAAGCAAUGGCGCGAUGGAUCUUUGGAAUUCAGUUUUGAUAAAAUAUUUGAAAUGGUACUCAAAAUAGAAGGGAAAAGCAAAACUGAUGUCCCCGAGAGAGCGGUAAGCAUUAGAGACAAGAUUUGUGGGAUUCUACACUGUGACAUCAGGGAGGAAAACCCUUUUUCGCCAAACUUCCUUCCGCAGGUCGACAUCGUCACGUCAUCCUUCUGUCUGGAAGCAGUUGCCACAGACGUGGCCUCCUAUGAACGGUACGCCAGGAAUAUGGUCGGAAUGUUAAAACCCGGUGGCCACUUGGUCAUCUGUGGAUGUUUGGGAGGAACUUUCUACAUAGUGGGAGUAAAGAAGUUCAGCACUUUAGGGAUGUCGAGAGAUGAAUUGAAGUCUACAUGGAAGAAGGUUGGAAUUCAGAUCAUUUCCUGGGACGAGGGUUUACGACUCAAGGAAGACUAUUCAGACGUGGAGGGCAGCUAUUGCAUGGUUGGAAAAAAGGUCCCAGUUGCUUUGUGAAAACUUUUGAAUGUACAAUAGGAUCAGGGUACGAUGUAGAUUAUUGACUGUUUUGCGAACAUUUCUUUUCGAUAUUGAAUCAAGGCUGAAAUGUGUUAAUCAGUAUACAGACACAUAAAAAUCGUUUACCUAAGGACGUUGUAUGACAGGGUUUCUUUUAAGCCAAAUGCAAACAUAAUUUGUAAGCAUUGUUAUAAAAAUAAUCGGAUAUAUCGGAACAGAUUUGAAGACUUUCGGAGAAAAUCCAACGAUAAGCAUCCAACUAUGUUGUCUUAUAACAUCAAGGAAAUCAACUCGAACCAAGGAGUUCAUCAUAGUCCAAUAUUCAAAUUCAGCCCUUUUGACACAUCAUUCAAUGUUGUUAUCCAUACAUUGAAAAAACUACAUAAAUUCACUUUAAUGGCAACACAUGAAAACUUUUCAUCUUGGCCGGGUCAUACCUCGUCCAUACUUAACCUUAUUCCUGCCAGGGUACUCUGUCAUAUGAAGCUUUGCAAGAUUGUUCAUUGAAUUGCGUUUCCUGUCACAAAGCUGUCAACAAGUACUAAGAUCUGGUUUCUACUCCCCUGUCUUGCCCUGUCCGCUAGGGCUCAUCAACUGCCGUGUGUCGAUUAUCCGGCCAACGCAACUGAGCAUGACAAGCGACUGUACGGGCAGUGAAAAUAAACAUUGAUGCAAUAUCUAUACGUAUUUCUGAACACUGAUUGGUUACCUCUGUGACUGCAUAUCAGAAACUGGUAAUUUAACCUAUUUCAUGGGAUUCAUCUGGGUACUUCCGAUACGAAUCCAAAUCCAAUUCCAUUUUUUCAGCAAGCCCCGCUCUCCUAAGAAUAUUUCAUAGAUAUUAACCCUUCCCACAGUUCUAAAGUCAACCCAUAUAUUACCCGUCAUAUCGAACUUGUGUCAACAACAUAUAUCACGAACAAUGUUUUAACUGCAAGCAGCAAGCUGCCAUAAAUCACUGGAACAAACAUUUAGCAAGUCUAGGUUUCUUCAGUUAAGCCUGUCAUACAGACACUGAAAUAAAACCAUCCAAAAUAUCCCAUGCGAUGUUUGCAAGUACAGAUUUCGUAAGUUUAAAGACGAAGAUAAUAAUCAUGAUCCAGACCAUUUGCUAUUGUAUUUCAUAUGACAGUUUAACAAAUUGUUUUUUAAAUAAUCAGAAAAAUCUGAAAUAGAGCAAUGUUCUGGAUUUUCUUUUUAAUGGACAACUCAGCAAAAGAUAAUUUGUGAACCAAUUUCAUUUUAUGAAAGUGUAACAUGACUGUUUCACUGGUGUAACAUAAAAUGUCAAUAUGUAGCCAGUACCUGACUAAUUGAAUGGUGUCAAUAAAGUGCUUAUUCUUGCA
Molecule: messenger RNA, 2205 nt
Organism: Haliotis rufescens (red abalone)
Lineage: Eukaryota; Metazoa; Mollusca; Gastropoda; Lepetellida; Haliotidae
Product: nicotinamide N-methyltransferase-like
Exons: 3
Coding region: 65-856 (263 amino acids)
Cellular component (GO): cytosol
Molecular function (GO): N-methyltransferase activity
Source: RefSeq, a predicted model, not a curated record